UUAAAUCAGUUUCUUUACAUUUAUCAAUACUCUCCCCAAAUGUUCUCAAGGUAGGUUGGAUUAUGAUGUCAGAUGUUCUUCAGAUUCUACUGAAUGUAUAUUCCAUAGAACCCUGCCUCCUGACACAAUAUCCUGUAUCUGCCAUAGAGCCCAAUGCUGGUUAUCACUAACAAUGAACAUAAUCAUUUGAUCAGAGAUAGGACAACAACUAAACAACAUUAUUCAUGAAGUUAACCAGAUCUCAUUGGUGCCCACGGUCCCUACAUGAGGGAGGCUUGAGUGACAGGAGAAAUCUGAUUGGUCCUGUUUGUUCUGUAUAUAGUGAUGUAGUCUACCACACAGAACUCACCUCUCUGUUUUACACCGUAGGAUCAGGAUCACGGUAUUUACAACAUGAGACCCAGGAGAAGAAGCUGAAGAGGGAGGCAUCAGCUGGUGAGCUUGCUCAACAGAUAUGUGAUGUGAAGACUGAGGUAGAGAGACUGAGAAGAGAGAUCUCAGCCCAGAUGACUGAACCUGGAGAGACGUCAGAUACAGGUUCCAUACUCCCAGUCAGGAGGAGACACAGCAAGGAGGAUCCUCUAUCCAUGGGAGGAGAGACCUCAGAUACAGACCCCACACUUCCACUGAGGAGGACAAACAGCAUGGAGUUAAAUCCUCCAGAUAUGGGAGGAGAGAGCAGCAGUCCUGACUCCCCAGUGUCUCCCAGUGUGUCUGAGCUGAGACUGGUGCUGCUGGGGAGGACUGGGGCUGGGAGGAGUGCAGCAGGAAACACCAUCCUGGGCAGAGAGGAGUUUGGGGCCCAGGCCAGCCCCUCUGCAGUGACCCAGAGGAGUAAGAGGAGAGAGGGGGACAUGUGUGGGAGACGGCUGGUGCUGGUGGACACUCCAGACUGGUUCUGUCCUGGACUGUCUCUGGUGGAGAUGAGACAGGAUGUGGGGCUCUGUGUCCGUCUGUCUGCCCCGGGACCCCACACCUUCCUCCUGGUCAUACCAGUGGAGCCCUCUAAGGGGGAGGAGAGAGGGGUGCUGGAGAGAAUAGAGGAGAUGUUUGGGGAGGGUUGUUGGGACCACACUGUGAUUCUAUUCACCCAUGAUGAUGUCCUGAAAGAGCAGAGCAUUGAGGAGUUUCUCCAAGCAGGAAGUCAGGACCUCCAGCAGCUUGUAGAGAAAAGUGGGAGCAGGUACCACGUCCUCAACAUUAAGGACAGGGCCCAUGGCACUCAGGUAUCAGAGCUGCUGGAUCAGGUAGAGGAGAUGGUGUCAGGAAACAGAGAGAGAUUCUACAGCAGUCAGACCUACCAGGAGGCAGAGACCCAGGUUAGAGAGAUGGAGGGAAAGAUCCAGAGAGAGAGAGGAGAAAGGAAACAGAGGGAGGAGAGAGACUUGAGAGAGAGGCUUCAGAAGGAGUUCCAGGACUCUCUGAUAAAGAUAGAGGGAGUGAUCCAGGAACAUGAGGGAUAUAUCAGAACACUCAGUGAAAGAACCAGUGAACUGGAGAGACAGGUGAAAGAAGAGAGGGAUGAGGAGAAGAAAAUAGAACUGGAGAGGGAGCUGAAGAGGGAGUCUGAUAGGAGGGAGGAGAUGGAGAGAAAGCUGGAGAGAUUGAGAGAGAAGACAGAGAAUGAGAGGAGGGAGAUGGAGGAGAGACACAGACAGGAGAUAGAGGAGAUGAUGGAGAACUAUGAAGGAGAGGCCAGAGUUGAAGCAGAGAGAAACAUGAUGAAGAUAGUCCUACCUGAGUUACAGAGGAACAUCAUGAUCUCACAGACAAAGUUGCAGAGGGAGUUCAGCAGACAGAUGGAGGAGAAGAAUAGACAGAUGAAGGAGAAGGAUAGACAGAUGGAGGAGAAGGAUAGAGCGAUUGUGGAAAGGGAUGGAGAGAUAGAGGGACUGAUAGAUAGACUGUGGGAGAUGUGCAAGUGAGUUAUUGUAACUAGCCUGAAGAAGUGCUGGGAUACAUGGAGAGGUAGAAGAAGGGAGAAGAAGACGACAGGGAGAACUGAUGGAGAUCUUAGGAAUGUUUGGGCAGAUGUAACCUAGUUCACAAUUUCACUGAAUUAGCCUGACAACGAGGUUAGAGAUGAGAUGACUUUUUCAUGGAGGGAUUGGAGAAGUUAGAGAUAAUCACAUGAUAUUUAUCUCACAAUGUGUAGAACAACGUGAUAGUCUGUCCUGUGAUGAGUGUCAUGGUGGGAAAACAGG
Salvelinus namaycush (lake trout) is the source of this 2204-nucleotide messenger RNA. Its product is annotated as GTPase IMAP family member 4-like. NCBI's taxonomy places the organism in Eukaryota, Metazoa, Chordata, Actinopteri, Salmoniformes, Salmonidae. The transcript is spliced from 5 exons. The record is from RefSeq and is a predicted model, not a curated record. The coding region runs from base 225 to 1925 and encodes 566 amino acids. Gene Ontology annotation, molecular function: GTP binding.